Sebastes umbrosus (honeycomb rockfish) is the source of this 4228-nucleotide messenger RNA. RefSeq names its product Rho related BTB domain containing 3 (gene rhobtb3). Gene Ontology annotation, molecular function: ubiquitin protein ligase binding. The transcript is spliced from 12 exons. Gene Ontology annotation, cellular component: cytoplasm. Gene Ontology annotation, biological process: regulation of proteolysis; proteasome-mediated ubiquitin-dependent protein catabolic process. The record is from RefSeq and is a predicted model, not a curated record. NCBI's taxonomy places the organism in Eukaryota, Metazoa, Chordata, Actinopteri, Perciformes, Sebastidae. The coding region runs from base 560 to 2359 and encodes 599 amino acids.
AUUCAUCUGGUCAGGACGCGGAGCUGAGGCGCGGUGCUGCUGCCCUCCACCUCCUCUUUAUCCUCCUCUCUUCCUCUCCUCUCCUCUCUUCCUCUCCUCCUCUCCUCCUCCUCUCUUCAUUAAUUGUGUUUCCUCCCGACUGACUGACAACUAGUUGUGUCUGUUAGCGCAGUGUCUGCCCACCCAUGGGCGCUGCUGUCCACACUGUGUGUGCUGCUGCUCCGCCGGCUGGCUGGGCUGUCCGUCCGGUGCGCCUCAGCUCUCCUCUCCUCCUCUCCUCCUCUCCUCCUCUCCUCCUCUCUGCUCUCUGCGGUCGGUUCGGGACGCUUAUCCGCUUUUUUAUGAAUGAAUAACGAAGACUGGGAAAUAUGCGAGUGACUCUCCUCCAGCAGCAGCAGCAGCAGCAGCCGCGCUCCCGGGGGGCCAUCCACCGAUGAGAGGGAUUAACCACGGAGCGGAGCGGAGCCGCGGCUCAUUGCGGAAAAAGCCUUGUGCAGCCCGGCGUGGAGACGCGCCGUGAGGGAGACGGGCUAGAGAGAGAAAACCCGCGGUGACCACAAUGUCCAUCCACAUCGUGGCUCUGGGCAGCGAGUGCCCUGGAGGAGUCGGGCCCGGAGAGGAGAUCAUGGGCCAGGGCCAGCUGCAGGGAGGCCUCCUGUGGAGCUACCUGGGCCACGGGGCUCUGGUGGGACCCUGCGACCUGGAGAGCAGCAUGCACAACCCGGCCUUCAUGGAGUACACCUCGCAGGUGUUUGGAGAUGUCACUGUGGUGGUGAGGGAUUGCCCCAGCUGGGACUUGCUGGACAGCGAUUGGACCAGCGUACGGAAAGUUCUCGAGCAAGCGGACAUCCUGGUGAUUAAAUAUUCAGUCACUGACAAGUUGGCCUUCCAGCAGGUCAGGAACGGCUACGCCCCGAGACUCCGCCCGCUCCUGAGGCACUGGGGCGUGCCUGUCAUCCUGGUCGCUGUCGGAGCGCGGCUCAACGACGAAGGCCCUCCGUGUACGUGCCCGCUGUGUGCGUCCGACUGGAGCAGCUGUGUUCCUCACAGUGAAGGUCUGCAGCUGUCCCGCGACCUGGGGGCCACCUACCUGGAGCUGCCCUCGCUCAACCACGUCUUCGUGGGGCGCUACUUCGGCAGUGUGCUGGAGUACUUCAUGAUUCAAUGUCUGAAGCACAAAGCCAAAGAGCGUCCGGAGAAGAGGCGAGGAAACAAAGUGAACGAUCUUCGUCCCCCUCACUUAGAGCAACCAGCACGUCUUCCUCCCAUCCGAGUAGAGGAGUCCAGCUUCUCCCAGGACAUGCAGUGGUUGUUGGAGCGUGGCGUGCAGUUCGCCGAUGUGGCUUUCUACGCCGGGGAUUCUGGGAAAGAGCUGGGGUGGGCGCACGCGGCCGUGCUGUGUGCUGUCAGUCCGUACUUCAGACAGCUGCUCCUGGGGCCCAAGAACAGGGAACGUCCCCAGUCGCGGUGUGUUUGCAGAGAGCGGGAUGGAGGCCCCAAUUCGCUGCUCUCCACCUGGGACGGGGGGAUUAUCGACGACAUGCCACGAACAGAGGGGCACCUGACGGGACGCCUCUCUCGUCUGGUUGUAAAGGACCCCCUCCUGUGUAUGUGCUUGUGGGAGACUCUCAUGUUCAUUUAUAGAGGAGCGUGGGAGUGGGAUCACCUCCAGGAGGCCCUGGAAGAGAAGCUGAAGAACUCGCUAGCCGUGGCUCAGCUUAUGGAGCGCAUACGAUCCCUCAUCGGCAAAGACAGGGGCCCCAGGGACACCCCGAGCGCCCGGGCAGCUCAGCUCGGCCCCCAGACUCUUGUCAACCUCUUCAAUUCUCCUCUUUACUCCGAUGUCAUCUUCAUGGUGCAAGGGAGUGUAUUGCCAGCUCACCGAGCAGUGCUGGUGGCGCGCUGUGACGUCAUGGCUGCCAUGUUCAGCGGGAAGUACGCAGAGGCCCGGAGCCGAGUGGUGCCCAUCCACGGUGUCUCCUCGGAUACCUUCCUGUCUUUCCUGGAGUACCUCUACACUGACUCCUGCUGUCCUGCCAGUGUGCUGCAGGCCAUGGCCGUGCUGGUCUGCGCCGAGAUGUACCAGGUGAAACGUCUGCAGCAUCUGUGUGAGGUGUGUGUGUGCGCUUACCUUCAGAGCAUGCCCAGUAGAGAGCUGUCGUCGACGGGCAUCAGCGUGAUCCGACUUCUCCGCCGAGCAAAGUGCCACAAUGCAGAGCAGCUGUACGUCUGGCUCCUCCACUUUAUCGCCAACAACUACCUGAUCUUCAGUCACAAACCCGACUUCCUGGAGCUCUCAGGUCAGUGUGUGCACUUUUUAAACAUGUACAGUAAGCAAACGUCUGACAAAUUCAAAUAAGCCUUGUAAGUGAUGGUUGUGGGAUCUGAAAUGGCUGCACAGAGUGAUAGCAAAAUGAAACUGCUGAUUUCAACAGUUUAGAGGGCUUCAGACUUCGCUUUAAAAAUGAUUAAGUCAAAGUGCCUCCGGGCUUUUCAGGAUCUGUUGUGCUCUUCCACGCAGUAAAUGUAGGUUAGGCUCCCUCUGUCUCAGAUAAGUGCUGCAGAUGGUAGGGAGGUACUCAUUCUUUAUCAAACGGACAACCAAGUUUAUAAAAUACAUGGAGGUGUAAUCAAGGUGUCCAUGAAUCAGUUGUGAAUUAAAAAGGAAACACUAGUAAUGUCAAACUUUCUAUUUUUGGAGUUUUGAGAACAUCUGUUUCUAGACACCUACGAAAACCUCUGUAUUUUAUGCCAGUGGUUCCCAAACUUUUACAAAACUAACACAAAUUAAACCACAGACCCCUAUUUGAUAAGAUUUUGUCCCAGGGUCCCCCAUCUGAUAGGCUUUUUGCUGAUUUUUGUCAUACAUUCGGUCAUUGUGUUACUUAUGGAUGGAUGUAUAGUGAAAAUAAAUGAUUCCCCUUUUUGCUGGGGACCCCCUGGAACCCGGUUUAGGACCGCUGGGGGUCCCCGGACACCACUUUGGGAACCACUGUUUUAUGCUAUACUGCCAUAUCGCACAAUAUGGCAGUGUUCAUAUAUUAGAAAGCACCUCAGAAUAAUGCUUCCUUAUAGUAUGCUCAAUACUAUAAGUUUAUGCUUGAGUUGUAUAUAAUACCUGUCAUUGCUUCACAGUUAUCAUAUGCGUUCAAUAGGCACAGUUAAAGAUUAACAGCAACGGUGCUCCGGUUAGUAGCAGUAGCACAUUUUUAUUGUCAUCAUUAGUCAUACACACAACAACCCUUUAAGGUCAUUGGACGGGUACUUUAAGGGCACAAGCAAAGUCAAAAGCCACAAUAAGGAGACAGCACAUGAUCGAUCACCGCUGGUCUUCUGUUGCUUGUUGGUGUAAACAAAAUCUUAUCAGACAUUUCAGCCUUGUUGUUCAUGGCAGCAAUCCAAGCAGUUGUUAGUGUAUGUGUUUGGUUAUGUAUGUGUGUGCCAGGCACAGUGAAUAUGGCAGUAAAUUACAGUUGAUUUGCUUUUGUGUUCCAGAGGAGGAGCGCGAGCAGGUGGAGAGGCUACGUUGGCCGUCCAGAGGCUACCUGCAGGAGCUCAGCGAGUACCAGCAGCGGCGGCGCAAACUACGCAAGUCCCGCUGCAUAGUCAUGUGACCCCAACUGGAUGCCUAAAAUAUGUGGGAGACAGGGGGAGGGAGGGAGAGCAGAGGAGGGUCCAGGGAGAAAAUAAUGAGUGAGACGAGUCAUCAACAUGUGGAGAAACAGACGGAUGAACUUGUUUGUUGUCCUGGAUGAAAGGCUGAUUCUGAGGGACACUGCUGCCGAGGUCAUGAGACUCCUUAACCAAUAGGACAACGUUGUCGAGCUGUGACACGCCUCUUCCCCUGGAGGAAAGACUGUGCAUCCUUUGCGUAAUGACUAUUCCAUCAUGGGCAAUACAAAAUGACUGAUAUGAAUUUAAAAUGACCAGCUGGCCACUGACCAGGGGCUCUGUGAAAGAUUAUAUUUAUAUUGGCCGAUGCAAAAUGGAGGAUUUUCGACUAUGAACAGUGACUCAAAAUGGCUCCAGAUAUAUCAAAUGACCACACAUCUGUUGGAAAACAGGCCGGGAUCAUGUGCAGACCAAACUACAGUGAUAUGACUUCAGUUCGAAAAAGCAGGAAGGAAACUGUGCUGAAGUGUUUUCUUCUCUACCCAACACCUGGAGAGGUCUGAGUAUCUCCUGUACGCUGGACUGCUCCGUCUUACAUUAAAAGGCCCAUGAUGCA